This is a messenger RNA of Anisakis simplex (herring worm), 678 nucleotides long. NCBI's taxonomy places the organism in Eukaryota, Metazoa, Nematoda, Chromadorea, Rhabditida, Anisakidae. The record is from the annotation of a GenBank genome assembly.
AUGCAUCUCAAAUUACUUACUUCAGUGACUGCACAAUGGGACUGCCCCAACUCACUGCUCACUCCAGCCGCUAAACAAGCGAUCGUUGCAAAGCACAACGAACUCCGUGAAACUAUUGUUCAUGGAAAGGCGCUGCGAAAGGGUGAUGUUCCGAUUCCGAAAGCAGCCAAUAUGUAUGCAAUGAAAUGGGAUUGCGAUUUGGAGAAGCAGUCACAGGAGUGGGUUAACCGAUGUGUGUUUCAGCAUUCACCUGAAAGUUUCAGACAUGCUGGAGAAAACAUCUUCGCUUCCUCAACAACCGGCAGUUUGGGAGAUCUAGGUAAAUACGGAGUGACCGCGUCAGAGGCUUGGUGGUCCGAGUUGAAACGAGUAACUGACGAUAUGAUCAAGAUUGAGAACAACGAAGUUCCGUUUGGAGGCCCUAUUUUCGGAGUUGCUGGUCAUUGGACUCAGAUGGCAUGGGGUGAAACAACAAAAGUAGGAUGCGGUAUACAAAACUGUACAAGAGGCACAAGUGGCUGGAAGCAAGUCAACGUUGUUUGCGAAUAUCGCAAUCAGGGCAAUUUUUGGUCUGCACCCAUUUACAAGAUUGGUGAUGGUUGCCAUCAGGAUUCUGACUGCACAUCGUUCCAGGGUUCGAAGUGUGAUACGUCUACCAAUCUUUGUUUGUCGCCGUAA